GAACCAUCCGUAUACAACGUACACGAACCACCAGCCAACAUGGAAACCAGGGAACCAGACUGCAACCGCUACCGUGUAACGUCGUCCUACAAUAUCCGCUACAUCUCUCGCCUCCAGCCUAAUUACUUCCCGCUACGAUAGCUAUAGCGGUCUAUCGCAAGAAAGAUAGCCUCUUUCAUUUUAUUUCUUAUACCCUAGUUUAAUUAGUUUCCCGAUAAUACCCGCUAUCUCACCUCUCCACCGACCGGGGAGCGCGCCGCUCUUGUCUCUGUGGACCGCUUUGAAUUCGAUUCGAAUUAUUUGAUAUUUUAGAUUCGGAACCCAGAAUCAAACCACCGCUUGGGUCUGCCCUGCAGCGUAUCGUGGCCUUGACAAAAUUUAACUCCAACCAUAACGUCAUCUGGGUCUACGCGAAAUUUUGCCGAUAAAUCAAAACAGUGAUCGUACGAUUUUCGUGUUCGGGAUCACCGACUUCACGCACUACAAACACAAAAUAUAGUUUAGUCUAGCAUUGAACGGCAAUGACUGGUCAGUAGAAUUAUUUAUCUCAAGUAUCACGUGAUUUCUCCAGACACAUGUACGAAUUAGGAACAACCUUUGAACCAUCAAUUAGAUAUUUCUGUUCGACAAAUAACUCAAGAGUUAUAGCAGCAUAGAUAAGUUCGAUAUACGGGGUGUCCCAAAAUUCGCGCCAAGUAUCUAAGUACGUAGCGUUGAUCCACGUGAAAAAUAUGGAAGUCGAGGUAAAAAAUAUCCCAAGUCUGACGAGUAAAAAGUAACAGGAUGCCAAAUUUCCGCCAAUCGGUGUAACGGUUACAGUCAACGGUGCGGACCUAGGACAUUUCUCACCUCGACUUCCAGAUUCUGGUUUUUCUCAAGGAUCAACGCUACGUACGUACCUACUUGGCGCAAAUUCUGAGACACCCUGUACGUGUGGUUACACGUACGUUCAAUAGUAUGCCUACCAACGAAUGGCUUGUGAGAGAUUAUUAACAUACGCUUGUCAAAAGAAUCGCGAGGGACGAUACUGUACAUACCACACAAGGCAAAAGAUCCUUGAAACGUAAUAUCAUUACACCGGCAAGUGAAUGAUCUGCGAUGUGUUCUUUUGUAAUGGCUGCUAUUAUUUCGCCAAUUAUUCGCGAUGAAUGUACAAAAGUGACCGAUAGAUGAAGUAACUGUUAUCUUCUCAAUGAAAACCAUCCAGACAGAUUAAAAUUAUUAUUUCGUGGCCUUCGGCGUUAGCAGGUCGUUGAUGUAUACCGUACGUUUCACUCGACGUAUAUAUGCUGCGUCAGUUGAUAUUUAUCAAUUAUGUGAUCCAGCAUGACACGGCGAAUCGGAUCAAUCGAGUAUAUAUUCCGCUUGAGAACACUAGGUCGCUUUGUCCGACUUCACACCGAAGUUCAUAAUCUUCGGCAGUGAGAUCUCUCCGACCAUGAAAAGUUUAUUUAAAGUUAACACCGUUAUUGCGCUUCUGUGCAUUUUCAGUGAUGUUGCGAAAGCGGCGCGAAUACUCGCGGUGUUUCCCACCCCUUCGAUAAGUCAUCAGGUUGUCUACCGUGAAUUAACGGUUGAGCUAUCGAAGAGGGGUCAUGAAUUCGUAAUAUUCACAACCGAUCCGAUCAACGACCCUAGUCUCAAGAAUUACAAAGAGAUCGACAUGCACCAUACGUACUCGUUGAUGCCGGACUUCGUUAAAACCAGUGAAACUACUUUCAUAACCGAUUGGUGGGGCACCGCGGAGUCGAUAUUGGAGCAAUUUUUCUCACAUCCGGAGAUGCAGCGAAUAAUAGCCCCGAAUAACACCGAACACUUCGAUCUGAUAAUGCUGGAAUACAUGUCUUGGGAGGCGACUUGUGCGCUACACGAUCGUCUCAAAGCUCCGAUUAUCGGCAUUAUAUCUCUGCAACUGUUUCAAUGGGGACAUUACGGAAUAGGAAACCCAACCGCUCUGGCUUAUUCUCCGACGGUCUUGGAUUCGUUCGACUACGACGUGACAAGUUUCUGGCAUAGAUUGCGUCUUCUUUACGAACACUCCGUCCAGGCUUUUGGGCAUCGGUUUGACAACAUGCCACGUCAAGAAAGACUCGUUAAAAAAUACUUCGGAGAAAACGUUCGAGAUCUUCAAGAACUGAACGCUGAACUGAGCUUAGUGAUAUCCAACACUAACCCAAUACUUGGCUACCCAAGACCCAAUUUACCUAUAAUCAUCGAAGUAGGAGGUAUUCAUUUGAAAAUUAAGAUGAAGGGUUUCGAGAAGAACGUGAAGAAAUUCUUGGACAGCGCCGUCGAAGGGUUCGUCUACUUCAGCUUGGGAUCGAACGUUAAGAGCAAACAUCUACCCGAACACAAAUUGAAGACUCUGAUGUCCGUCUUCGCCAGUUUACCUUACAAAGUUUUGUGGAAAUUUGAACUGGAUACGCUUCCGGGCAAACCGGACAACGUUUUCAUAUCGAAAUGGCUCCCUCAACACGACGUUCUUGCCCAUCCCAAUAUAAAGGUGUUCGUUUAUCAGGGUGGAUUGCAGAGCACGGAAGAAGCUAUCACCUUGGGCGUCCCUUUGGUAGGAGUUCCAGUAUUCGGAGACCAGAUAUUCAAUGUGGUAAAAUUAGUUUCCGUUCGAAUUGCUAAAAUGGUGCAUUUCAACUCGUUGCCCGGAGAGGAACUCAGGAAGGCCAUUGUCGAGGUCGCCUCGGACCCAAGUUGGAAAGAGAGAGUAAUCAAAUUCAGAGAACUGCUGACUGAUCAGCCGGACACGCCAUUGGAUCGAGCCGUGUGGUGGACGGAGUACGUCAUCCGGCACAAGGGAGCUUAUCAUUUGCGCCCUAAGGCACGUUUUCUGUCGUGGUAUCAGCGAGAAUUUCUCGAUGUGAUGGCCUUCGUUAUCGCGAUAGUAUUAUUGGUCGUUUAUUUGACGGUGAAAAUUGUCAGAAGGCUUCUAGCGUAUAUUUGUAGGAAAGUGUGCGCGAAAGUAAAAACAAAUUGAUGAAAUAUUUGGUGUAAUCCUCGGUUUGAUCCGCAUUUUUGUAAAAAAAAAAAAACCUCUUUUUUACGCAAUUCGAUCGAUGAUUUUUCCGGCGGGUUAGAAGGGGGUCGAAGCUUUCGGUGGUUAAAUUCCGAAUGGGUAAAGGGAAAUGCGGUGGCCAUCGGCAGAUCGAGCAAAUGCUCAGGCUUCGAAUCGACGGAACAAAUUAGUCAGGUAAUUGUCAGAGCGCCUUCGAUGAUGUUCGUCGAUUCGAUAUUUGAAAAUUAUUACUAUCGUUAGCUAAAGUAUUCCACGAUGGUUACACCUGCACGAUCGAAUUAACGCGGUAGUCGGUACAAUCGGCGUUUGCUUUUCGCGACCAACGGGCUGUACACAAAUAGGCUUUAUGCAUUCGGCAAUUAUUUGUCGGGGAAUUUUCCUUCAUUCCACAUCGCAAUGGUAUUCGAUACGAAUAUUAUUCAAUAUGCAUCGAGCGCACGUUUGAUUGCGCUCGACAAUAAUUGACGUUUGUCCGUCCUCUGUCUGCCCGUAUGCGCGUGUUCGUCGGAAUAAGCGAGCCCUUGCUGUGGCGUGGCGGUUGCCGUGUGAAAUAAAUCAUAUAACGCACGGGGAACCGCGGAGCUCGACGUCGACGUAUAAUUGUUAACGCCCGCCAGAUUCGCUUUUAUACAUUACUCCGUAUAAUAUAAUAUACAUAUACGCCGAAUUCAUCGAUAAUUAUUGUUCAGUGAUCUCAUCGUGUACGGCUAAUCAGCAGGAUGCCAUUUUGUACGUACCGAUUCUCCCCACUUCGGUAUACGUUACAGCGCAACCCUCUUCUCGUCGAAAUAAAAUUUUCCGCCCAAGGAUUCGCGAAAAAGUUACUCGCAAGAACUUUGUAAGCGAAACCACCGUGACACCGGUACCUAAGCAAGGGAUGCAAGAAUCCUGGGACAAAAGGGAGCCGAAGAGGUGCACGGGGGUCGGAAACUGGAGGAAAGCGAGUGCCUUUUAGGAGCUUAGAGAUUACACUUGGAGCGAACGAGCGACCUGCAGCCUCGGAGACGUGAGACGCGUGCGGCGGAAACUGCACUCGCUGUUUCCCACGAAGGAUCUGCUCAACUCAACUUAUAAUACGACCGGGGUUUGAGGGCAUCCAGCCAGUCAGUCCCUUCCACCGUCUAUUCUGCCUCGAUUCGUAUCACGUGGAAGAGGAACACCCUUCGAAACUGAAUGCCUCGGCAGCUCUUCGUCUUCGAAAACUGUACGAGCUACUAGCCACAUGCUCGGUUCCGUUGUAUCGUCACCAGCUGAGAGACCUCUAUAAUUUACGCCCUGCUCUGGAUUGCUGUCGUUUAUUAGGAUUGAAUAAACAUGACGGGAUAACAUCGCGCGCCAACGAA
Messenger RNA from Athalia rosae (coleseed sawfly), 4371 nucleotides. Its product is annotated as UDP-glycosyltransferase UGT5-like. The coding region runs from base 1439 to 2989 and encodes 516 amino acids. The record is from RefSeq and is a predicted model, not a curated record. NCBI's taxonomy places the organism in Eukaryota, Metazoa, Arthropoda, Insecta, Hymenoptera, Athaliidae. Gene Ontology annotation, molecular function: UDP-glycosyltransferase activity. The transcript is spliced from 6 exons.